CCGAAACUAGAGCAGGUUGCUCAGAACCUCAAUCAACCAACAGUGCUAGCAGGGGUGGGGCAUCUUCCACUUCUCUGGCUAACCUGGGCCAGUAUCUCACCACCUUCAGGGUCAAACAUUUCUUCCUUCUUUGCAGUCUGAAUUUCUCUUUUAGUUUAACCUAUCACCCCUUGUCCUGUCAUAACAGGCCCUUCUCAAGAGUCUGUCCCCUGCUUUCUUCUAAGCCCCAUUAAGUCUUAAAAGGCCACCAGAGGGUCUCCUUGAAGCCCACUCUUCUCCGGGAUGAAAAACCCCAUCUCUGGAACAAAGGACUCAAGCUCUGCAAGCUGAGAGGACCAUCACUUCAGCAAAAUCUGAAGGGAUGCCCAAGCUGAACUACAGAUGCACAAGGACCUCUGCAAAGGACUAACCAGGUAUUGGCUUUGAUAUGGUGCCAUGGACUCCUCUCACUAUGGAUCAGCAAAGUGCUGAGCACCGAGAACUGCAAAAGGAAUCAGUGAGAACAGCGGUGUGUCUGCCACAGAAAUGGGAUGUACCUGUGUCCUGGAGGAGUUUCAGUGAGGAGUGAAAAGAAGCUGAGGAAAAUAGAACUUCUAAUUUCCAGCUUCGUGCAGAGGAGCUGGAGGAUGGCUGAUAGCAGGACAUUGUCCCAGCUGGUACCACAGCCGCGGUGCCACCUGCUGAGGCUCAGCCUAACGGGCGGGUCGGAGCCGGUCCCCUAGCCCCAACCUGGCCGGGACUCCCCAACUUCACCUCGUACUUUCUUCACUCUUAAGACGCUUAAAGUAGCGAAUUAAGUAGCAGGGAGCAGAGUUGCAAAUUGCAAAUUUAAUCAACUCAUGAAUACAGGAAUGCGUGUCCACUUCUUUCCUCUGAUGAUUCUACUCCAGACGGCCUCCAGCACGCCGGCGGGGCUGAGCAGAGCCGGGGCGCGGGCACCCUCAGCGGCCCGGCCGCGGGAGAGCCGCCCGCACUCCCUCCACGGAGCGGGCAGCACGGCAGGCACCGAGAAGGGCUACGCUGUCAGGGCAUAGGAAGAAACUUUCCAAGUAGGGCGGAUCGACGGUCCCCGCGCCGGAGGCCGAGCACUCCCCGCAGCGCUGGGGCAGAACCCCAGGGCGCUGUGCGCAGCUCUCGGCGCCUGGCCCGGCCCGCCCGAGCGCGGAGGGACAAAAUGGCGCCGCGAUUCAAACGCUGCGCGCUGCGUGCCGGCGGGGGGGCGGCGGGGGGGCGGUGUCCCGGCGGGGUUCACUGCGCCUGCGCCCGGAGUUGCAAGAUGGCGGACAGUGCGGAACUAAAGCAAAUGGUUAUGAGCCUUCGAGUUUCUGAACUGCAAGUGCUGCUGGGUUACGCGGGGAGGAACAAGCACGGCCGAAAACACGAACUGCUGACAAAAGCACUGCAUUUGUUAAAGGCUGGCUGCAGCCCUGCUGUCCAAAUGAAAAUCAAAGAACUCUACAGGCGAAGGUUCCCCCAGAAAAUCAUGACACCUGCAGACUUAUCUAUCCCCAGCGUACACUCGAGCUCCAUGCCAGCGACUUUGUCUCCAUCUACCAUUCCACAGCUCAGUUACGAUGGCCACCCAGCCACGUCACCAUUGCUUCCUGUUUCACUUCUGGGACCUAAACAUGAACUGGAACUCCCCCAUCUCACCUCUGCGCUCCACCCUGUCCAUCCUGACAUCAAACUGCAGAAAUUACCUUUUUAUGACUUGUUGGAUGAGCUGAUCAAACCUACCAGCCUAGCAUCAGAUAAUAGUCAGCGAUUUCGAGAAACCUGCUUUGCCUUUGCACUGACGCCACAACAAGUGCAGCAAAUCAGCAGUUCCAUGGAUAUUUCUGGGACCAAAUGUGACUUCACAGUACAGGUCCAGUUAAGGUUUUGUUUAUCAGAAACCAGUUGUCCACAAGAAGAUCACUUCCCACCCAAUCUGUGUGUGAAAGUAAAUGGGAAACCAUGCAGCCUUCCAGGCUAUCUUCCACCAACCAAAAAUGGUGUUGAACCAAAGCGACCUAGCAGACCAAUCAACAUUACCUCACUCGUCCGAUUGUCUACAACGGUACCAAACACAAUCGUUGUCUCGUGGACUGCAGAGAUUGGAAGAAACUAUUCCAUGGCAGUCUAUCUUGUCAAGCAGCUGUCCUCUACGGUGUUGCUGCAGAGGUUGCGAGCGAAAGGAAUACGGAACCCUGAUCACUCUAGAGCUCUAAUUAAAGAGAAACUGACUGCUGAUCCAGACAGUGAAAUAGCAACAACCAGCUUAAGAGUGUCUCUUCUUUGUCCACUUGGCAAAAUGAGGCUAACUAUACCAUGCAGGGCCCUGACUUGUUCACACCUGCAGUGUUUUGAUGCCACUCUAUAUAUUCAAAUGAAUGAGAAGAAACCAACCUGGGUUUGCCCAGUCUGUGAUAAGAAGGCUCCCUAUGAACAUCUCAUUAUUGAUGGGUUGUUCAUGGAAAUCCUGAAGUAUUGUACAGAUUGUGAUGAAAUUCAGUUUAAGGAGGAUGGGUCAUGGGCUCCCAUGAGAUCGAAGAAGGAAGUGCAGGAAGUGACUGCAUCUUACAACGGGGUUGAUGGAUGCAUAAGCUCUUCCUUGGAACAUCAGGUGUCAUCUCACCAACAGUCAAAUAAAAACAAGAAAGUGGAAGUGAUUGAUUUAACCAUUGACAGCUCAUCAGAUGAAGAGGAGGAAGAACCAUCUGCAAAGAGAAGCUGUCCUUCCAUAUCUCCAGCAUCACCAUUAAAUAAUAAAGGCAUUUUAAGUCUACCCCAUCAAGCAUCUCCUGUGUCGAGAACACCCAGCCUUCCUGCUGUUGACACCAGCUACAUCAAUACAUCACUUAUCCAAGACUACAGGCAUCCAUUCCAUAUGACACCUAUGCCUUAUGACUUGCAAGGUUUAGAUUUCUUCCCUUUCCUGUCAGGAGACAAUCAGGGGGAACUUUUUCCAACCAAGAAAUUUCUGGGAAGAGCCUGCGAGAGAAUCAUGGUCAUCCAGUUGCAAGUAGGAGCAGCACGGACACGGCGUCUAUCUUUGGUAUCAUACCAGACAUUAUUUCCUUGGACUGAUUUGGUGAUUUUUUUUGUUGGGUUUUUCCCCCUUUUUUUUUUUUUUCCUUUUUUUUUUUUUUUUUUUUUUCCCCUUGAAGCAAACGAACUCAUCAGGAGGAAAUCUUUGUGCUUGGUUUUACUUUAUGUUAGAAAAGAUAGACAAGCUGAAUUUUUUUCUUUCGUUUGGUUUUAUUUUUUUUGGUUGUUGUUGUUGUUGUCGUCUUGGUUUGUUUUUUUUUUUGUUUUUUUUUUUCCUUUUUUAGGGAAAAAAAAUUAUGUGUACAGAGAACAAAAGUAUAUUUUCAGUUUUACUUUUGUAUAUAAACCUAAGAUGGCCUCACUGGUAAAAAAACAAGAAAAAAAAAGUCACAAAACAAAGAAAAAAAUUAAGAAAAAAAAACAAAACAAGGAGCUUCAGUUUGUUUUUAUGGAUGCUGAAGAUUUUACACCUGUGCAUUUGUCAUGUGAGUUACUUUUGGUUUCCUCUCCCCUCACCCACCCCCCCCCCCCCGCCUCUCCCCACCCCCUCCAGUUUGGACACAAGUGGCAUAUUUUUUUUUUUCCCUUCACAGUAACAUAAACAGGAAAGGAGCUGAACUUUUUAAAGUUCAAACUUAUGAGGGGUUUGUCUCCUCUUGGAGGCAUUUAAAACCUUUAGUGGUGGAAUCUGACUCCCUCAUCCCAUGUUUAGUGCUUAAAAGAGAAUAAACCCCACUCAGAGUGUUCACAGCACCCCCUCUGUUUGCAGGACAGAGCCUUGCAGGAGUGGGUUUGGCUUUUUCAGGGUUUCUUUGGCCAUUUCUGGGUCUCUGUGACCCUCUCUUCAGACAAUGUGGGGUUUUUUCUUUUUUUUUCCCCAUUCCAUGCUUUACUCAAGCAUGUGGCACAAGCUCAUUAGCACACCAAUUAUCCUGAAGGGCCAGACUCAAUCGAAUCUCAGGCUGAGGAAUCACUCAGCUGUGCUUAUGUGGGACAAGACAGAGAAGUUUUCUAGCCCUCAGCCCCAAAGAACAGCAUCGCCACAUUGGAGUGUAGGGCUUUGUUUUGAAGAACUUACUGUAAAAUCCUUUUGAAGUAACUUGAGAUCCUAAUCAGCAGAAGUAUUCAGCAUGUGUCAGCUUUCAACCUGUGGAAGUGCUUGUGCUUUCGAGUUAGCCACGCGUGUAUAAACAGCCUGUUGAAUCCAGGCCUGUCUUCUUCUGUCUGAAGAAAACCUACUUGCAAUAGUAGAUCAAAUACCUGCUUCAGUUUCUGCUUGAAGUUCACCCUUCCAAGUGAACUUGUCAGCAGCUAAACCAAGGGAGAGAAUCCAAACACCAACACGCUCUUGCAUGGUUUGUGCAGCUGAUAACAGCCUUGGUACGUUGUCUUCUGACUUCAGAGUCAUCCGAAUCAAUAGUAGAUGUUCAGUGUGAGUCUCUGAAAACCAAAAACCAACCCCAUCACCGAGCCCCCACCACGUAGCCCCUUGUACUCAACCCUGUUGCUACCUACUCUUAGGGCAGUAGGACUCAACAUUCAGUUUCUUCUUUUUUGGCCUUGGAAUGAGUUUGAUUUCCCUGCUUAAUGUUUUGGAUUCAGUACACUUCUGUUGAACUUUGAGCCAUACUGACUUCCUGGUUUCUUUUUCUCUGUUUAUAUUGAGGUUGUGCAUGACAUAGGAAAAUAUUUUUUGGUUCUUGGUUGUUUUGGGUUUUUUUUUUGAAGAGCUGAUGAGUCAUUUGGGCUGAUCUGUUCUUUUCUUGCAGUGUGUAAAUAGCUGGAAUGCAGUUUUUCAGGAGAUUCUUUAAGAGAAAAAUAAAAGGGGGGGGCGGGGAGGGAAGGAAGUGAUUCUCUUGUGUCCCAAAGUCCAUGUCAGAGAGAGUAAAUAUUUCCUCUGGUGUGAAAAAUAUUUUUGUAACUGGUUGAAAGUGCAGGUAAGAAGUUUAUCAGGAAAGAGAGUUAAGGAAUACUAAAAUUAACAGAUCCUUGUCUGAAUUUUUUUUCACGUCCAAGACCGUCUCGAUUGCAGCUAAGUCGCUUUGAGCAUUGACGAGGGCCACCUUUUGCCUAUGAAGUUGUCUCCAGAUCUUGCUUUGAUUUAUAUUAAAAAAAAAAAAAAAGUGUAAAAAAGGAGGAAAAAAAAAAAAGAGAAAAAAAAAGAGGAAAAAAACCAAACAACAACAAAAAAAAAUUAUAUCAACCUUUAAUCCAAGUAGCAUUAGGUAUUGCUGUAUGAUCAGUUGUAUGGUUCUUUGAGAGGUUCACAUUACGUGGCAUCAAAAAUUGUUUUUUAGUGUUUUUACAGCAUCCCUCUGCCACUAAAUAGUUGACUUGAAUUUUGACAAAACAACUGUUUUUGUGUUUAUAUGUAUAUGUGUGUGUAUAUAUGUAUUUAUAGAUCCGUGUGUGUGAGUUCAAAAAGUGAGUUAAAUAGUUUUGGGGUUUUUGGGUUUGUUUUUUUUUUUGUUUGUUUGUUUUCUGUUUUGGUUUGGGUUUUUUGUUUGUUUGUUUGUUUUCUUUUUUUUUCCCUCUUCCCCUCUCUCUCCUCCUCCCUCACCCCCCCCCCCCAUGCAUGUGUAUUUCAUACAUAUCUGGCUGAUAUAUAUAUAUAUAUAUAUAUUUCACCAUACACCAAUUUUAUAAUUUAUUAAAUGUCAGUUAAAAAAAAAAAAAAAAAAAAGGAAAAAAAAAAGAAAAAAAAAAAAAAAAAAAAGGAUAGAAAAUGGGAAAUACUUAUUUUUUAAACUCAGUCUGAUUUUGGAAGUGAUUAAACCUACACUAGGAAAUAUAUCUCGGACGUUUUUAGUCAUGAAUACUAACCUGGUAACUUCAGAGCAUACCCUUUGCUGUACUACUACUACUACUACUACCCUUUGUCAACCUGGAGUCCAGCUGCCCAUCAGUGUAACUGGACUACCCUUUGUAAAUCUGGAGUCCAGCUGCCCAUCAGUGUAACUGGGAAGCUUCUGAGACACCCCAGAGAAGUCUGGGAGAGCUUGUGGUGGCUGUUUUAUCAACGACUGUGGCAACGUUUUUCCAUUGACUGUGUUGUUCAAGAUGACCUUCGAGAGCCUCAUUUGUGUCACUUCUGACAAUGGUAUUAAAAUCUUGUUGAAUUCACAUAGAAACUGACAUCUGGCCAGUGUCUGGUAACACCCAACCCGGCAACUUCUAUUGCCUCUCCUAGCUUUUGGAAAGUGAAGUCAGCUGAUGACGUCUUCCAUUUUCUCACCAGUUACCCUGAAGGGGAGGAAGGCUGCGCAAUUCACCGCUGUCCUUGGGGGUUUGGGUUUUUUUGUUUAACCUCAUUGCUCUGCAAAGAAGGGACAGAAAUGUUCUGGAGGCCUCCUUUGUGGUGGUGUUUGAUCCCAUAUGCUUUGUGAGUAUUCCUGUUUUCACGCUCGGGUGUUCUUUAGAGCUGACGAUUCUCUGUGCCUCUGACCACAGUAAACAUUGCUUGGUAGAAGUCUCAGUCUGAGUUCUCAACGAGUUCCCUGCAAAUGUCACUCCAAAACUCAAAUCUCCUUUAGUUGGCACGUUCUCAGAGUUGCAGUAGAAGUGGUACUGCUCCAUCUGCUCCUGUAAUCCUUACACUGUGGUCCCUUGUCCUCCGGCUCCUCCACCAGAGGAGCAGAGUGUGCGCACAUGUUGUGUCCAUGCUGCCUGUAGUGCUGUGUGUGUAGCGACACACAGGGGUAGGAGGACAGAGCACUGGAGCAGCAGGGUGGAAGUGGCUUUGCAUCACCCUUAAGGCAUCCUUUAGAAGAUCUAUGAGCUUAUGUAUUUAAAACCUCGUAGCACUUCCCUAACAUAGAUGGAACAGCAGCUCCAGGCCUGCCCCUUCCUCUCAGGGCAAGGAUUCCAAAGGCCUUUCAAGGAGGAGAUGACCAAUAGAUAUUCUUUGGACUCUCUUGGACUUGCCUCCCAAGGCAGAGCUAAGGACUGUGAGGAGAACAUUCUGGAAACAAAUUCUUCAUGGCAGUUGAACAUAUUUUUUUAAGCACAUUUGCAAUAGAAAAGAUUUUGGGUUGUCCCUAGAACUUUUUUUGUUUCUUUUUAUAACUUUGGUUUGGUUUGGUUUGGUUUGUUUUUAACAAAGAGAGCUUAGAUUUCUAACAAGGGAAAAAUUGCUGGUGGUCCCCGAAAAGUGCUGCUGUUAAUUGUUUUAAUUAACAAAGGGAUUAAAAAAAAACAACAAAAAACCCAACAAAAAAAAUCCAAAACAGAAAAAAAAGGACAAAAAAAAAAAGACAAAUGUAUAUAAGCAGAAUAUUAAAAUGACCAUUAAUUCCAUGAACUUUAAAGCUGUCAUUCAUUGCCUUAAAACCUUCUCUUAGUUCCCAUACGGCAUGCCAAAACCAGUAAAUGGCUUUUUAAAGAUGUAUAGCAGACCCAUGUUCAGUUUGUAUAAAAGUACCAAGUGAAAAAUAUUUAUUAUAUGCAUUGGGGGGGGGGGGGGGGGG
Messenger RNA from Pogoniulus pusillus (Red-fronted tinkerbird), 7496 nucleotides. It is a transcript of the gene PIAS1, whose product is annotated as protein inhibitor of activated STAT 1. The record is from RefSeq and is a predicted model, not a curated record. The transcript is spliced from 19 exons. Gene Ontology annotation, cellular component: chromatin. The coding region runs from base 1175 to 3631 and encodes 818 amino acids. Gene Ontology annotation, biological process: regulation of transcription by RNA polymerase II; protein sumoylation. Gene Ontology annotation, molecular function: SUMO ligase activity; transcription coregulator activity; zinc ion binding. Lineage: Eukaryota; Metazoa; Chordata; Aves; Piciformes; Lybiidae.